Amaranthus tricolor (Joseph's coat) is the source of this 2016-nucleotide messenger RNA. RefSeq names its product UDP glycosyltransferase 9-like. Lineage: Eukaryota; Viridiplantae; Streptophyta; Magnoliopsida; Caryophyllales; Amaranthaceae. The record is from RefSeq and is a predicted model, not a curated record. Bases 124 to 924 code for a protein of 266 amino acids. The transcript is spliced from 2 exons.
UGGUACAUUUAGGUUCAAAAGCGAACCAUUAUAAAACUACCCUUCAUUCACAUUUUUUUAAGUGCCUACUUAACCACCCACAAACCUAUACUCAAACCAUAUUUCUUCCACACAAUCACACCCAUGGAUAACCAACACCAUGUCAAAGAAAUGCCCAAACAAGAAACUUUCACAAAGGUAAUAGUAAUGCCAUUUCAUGGACAAGGUCACAUAAACCAGAUUUUUGAAUUUGCAAAUCACUUAGCUUUCAAAAGCAAUGACACCAUCCACAUCACCAUCGCCACCACCACCUCUGACACACUUAAACUCAACAAAAUCUCAUCCAACAUGGAUGUUUUCACCAUCUACGACAACUCCAACGAUGAUCUUCGACUCAAUUUUUGGUCCCAUAUGGAGAAAUUCGAGUCGAAAGCUCCACUUCAACUCGUCAACCUACUCUCAACUAGCCCAAUUAGGCCAAGUUUACUAGUAUAUGAUGCCUAUCUACCAUGGGCACUAAACAUAGCCAAGCAAAAUGGGAUACUUUCAGCUGCUUUUUUUCCACACUCAUGUGCUUAUAUAGCAUCAUUUUACCCCAUUUUUGUGGAGGAAUUCAAGGAAAAUGUUGAUCAUCCUCUUAUUGUUGCAGCUAACAAGCUAGAUGGUAAUAGUCUUCCUUUUUCUUUGGUGGGUCCUACCCAAGAUGAGCUUGUUCAUGGACUCUUAACUAGACUUAAAAGUAGUGAUGAGUCUAGUAAUGGGGAUAAGAAAUUGCUUCAUCCUCUUAUUAAAAUGGUGAUAUCUUUUCUUACUAAUCUUCAUCAAGCUGAUUGGGUUCUUUUCAAUUCUUUUGAUCGUCUUGAUUAUGUGGUUUGUUUUUUAAUUUUUGUUGCCUUUUCAUUUUUGAUGGCGAAAGGAACUAACUCAAUCAAAAGUUUAAGUUGAUAGUCGUUGAGGCUAUAAGUUCAUCAAAUGGAUGGAAAAUAUAUGGAGAGUGAAGACUAUUUGACCGUUACUACCAUCUCCAUACCUCAACAAGCAUAUCGACAAAGGUUUAACCCUUACAAUCCAAGCAAUGAACCUUGCAUGACUUGGUUAAAUGCCCAACAACCUUCCUCAGUUGUGUACAUUGCUUUUGGCACAGUUGCUACUUUAAGUGAACAUCAAAUAACAGAAUUAGCACAAGCCUUAAUGCAUUUUCAGUGCAAAUUCAUGUGGGCAAUAAGAGAUAUAGAGCAAAAUAAGCUUCCUAAAGACUUAUGAAACAUUAGAUAAAGGAUUAGUGUUGCCUUGGUGCCCUCAAUUAGAUGUGUUAGCACACGAAUCAGUCGGGUGUUUUGUGACACAUUGUGGAUCAAACUUGGCUAUUGAGGCGAUGUGUUUUGGUGUUCUGAUGUUGGCAAUGCCACAUUUCAUGGAUCAAGUGCUUAAUGCUUAUUUUGUUGAUCACCAAUUGCCAUUUAGCUAAUAAGCCUGUGGAUAUCAAAGUUCCACAAGCGGUCCUUCCAGAUACUGUAUUUGAAGCGGUUGUUCAAAUUCCUUAUGAUAUGCAAUUAAAAUAAGUUUUUGCUAACGGGCAAAAGGGGGGUUUGAAUGUGGGGGCUGUUCUUAUUUUACCUAGGUAUUUAAGUUUGGGGUGUUGGAGUUAAAGCUAAGGCUAAUGAAAAGAAUUCAGUUACUCGCGAGGAAUUUACGCGAUGUUUAGAGGAAAUUAUGGAUGGAGAAAGAACAAAGAAGAUUAAAAAGAAUGUGGAAAUGUGGAAAGAAUUGGCUCAGCAGACUGUUUAUAGGAGGUAGUUCUGAUAUGAACACUGAUGAAAUUAUUGAUCGACUUGAAUCAUUUUGAUCUUAAGGUUGUAAACUCUUGGGUCAUGUUUGAAAAUUAAUUAGCUUUGUAAUGCCUGAAUUUUCAAAAAUGUUUCUAGUAUUUGGGGCGAUUGAAUCAAGAGCUCUUAAGAUGGAAAAAUUAAAUAAAAUAAGCUUCUGAGAAAAAAGUUUCUCAAAAUAAGCUUUAAAAAUUUUUAUUUCUAAAAUAAA